Molecule: messenger RNA, 949 nt
Organism: Polyodon spathula (Mississippi paddlefish)
Lineage: Eukaryota; Metazoa; Chordata; Actinopteri; Acipenseriformes; Polyodontidae
Product: collagen alpha-1(XII) chain-like
Exons: 6
Biological process (GO): endodermal cell differentiation
Molecular function (GO): protein binding
Source: RefSeq, a predicted model, not a curated record
UUCAUUUUUUUACUUGCAGUUGAUCCACCUUCAGACUUGAAAUUUAAAAUUAUAAAUGAAAGCACAGUACAAAUGUCAUGGAGGCGGUCAUUCAAUAGAAUACAGGGAUACAAAGUGACAGUGGUUCCUACUACAGAUGGUCCUGCUAAAGAUCUGAAUCUCCCAGCUACUGCCUCAGAGACAUUAAUUACAGAUUUAAUUCCAGAUAUAGAGUAUGUAGUAACCAUAAAUUCAUAUGAUGAAAAGGAAGAAAGUUUACCAAUCUUUGGCCAACUCACAAUUCAGUCAAGCGGUACAUCACCGAGAGGACCACGAGUGAGGAAACCCGACACCCAGGUUGUUGUUAAAUGCUCCGUAAGUGCGCUGGCAGAUUUAGUUUUUCUUGUCGAUGGCUCAUGGAGUGUUGGGAGAGAGAAUUUCAAAUACAUAAGAAACAUAAUUGCUGCGAUCACAUCUGCUUUUGACAUUGGGGAGGAUAAAACCAGAGUUGGCAUUGUGCAGUACAGUACGGAUACCAGGACUGAAUUCAACUUAAACCAAUACUUUAACAGAGGUGAACUGCUCAAAGCAAUAAAUACCCUGCCUUAUAAAGGAGGAAACACAAUGACAGGUGAAGCCAUGGAUUACUUAAUUAAAAACACAUUUACUGAGGCAUCUGGAGCCAGGAAAGGAUUUCCCAAAGUGGCAGUGAUCAUCACUGAUGGGAAAUCACAGGACCCUGUGGAGAAUUAUGCAAGGAAGCUUCGGAAUAUUGGCGUAGAGAUUUUCGUUUUAGGAAUCAAAGGAGCAGAUGUAGACGAAAUGAGACAAGUGGCCUCCAGCCCCUUUCACAAGCAUGUGUUUAACGUAGCUAACUUCAACCUGAUUAAAGACGUACAGCAUGAACUAAUUUCCCAAGUGUGUGCUGGCGUUGAUGAGCAGCUCAAUGAACUUGUGAGUGGUGAAGAAG